This is a messenger RNA of Lotus japonicus, 489 nucleotides long. Its product is annotated as oleosin-like. The record is from RefSeq and is a predicted model, not a curated record. Lineage: Eukaryota; Viridiplantae; Streptophyta; Magnoliopsida; Fabales; Fabaceae. The transcript has a single exon. Gene Ontology annotation, biological process: lipid storage. Gene Ontology annotation, cellular component: monolayer-surrounded lipid storage body; membrane. Bases 1 to 489 code for a protein of 162 amino acids.
AUGGCGGAACCUUACCCAAGGCUAGUAGCCCAAACUCACAUAAUAGCACCACCAACACCCACCGCCACCACUUCACUACUUCGAACGCUUCUUCAAGAGCGCGUGUCAAACUCAAAGCAACUCUUCGGCGUCUUCACCCUUCUGAUAACCGUGACCAUUUCGCUCAUACUCACCGGCCUCACCGUCGUUGUAGCCAUUCUCGGCCUGAUUGUUUUCGCUCCAGUGAUCAUCGUUUUGAGCCCGAUAUGGGUCCCGGCUUGCGCCGCGCUCUUCCUCGUCACAGCGGGGUUCCUUUGUACGUGCGGGUUUGGGCUUGUUGUCUUCGCUGUGCUCACGUGGAUGUACCGUUACUUCAGAGGGCUCCACCCUCCCGGUUCGGACCGAGUAAGCUAUGCGCGUUACCCGGUUUAUGAACCGGCGAGUCAUGGUGGAGCUGGAGGGUAUUUGCUGCAUAGCAAGGUGGUGGAAUCUGCUGCGCCUGGAGCUUGA